GGCUGUCGGUGUUUGAGGGCAUGUGCUCAGUGGGCGGGGAGGGGAAUUGCCUCCUGUGAAGGUUUCUGGGGGUUUUUACCUCAAGAACGAAGCACGGUGAGAGGAGACGAGAGAGGAAGGUGCUUUCAAACCGAGGAUACUCAAAUUCAUAUUGUUUUGAAGGAAAGAAGCUAUGUUUUCAGCAUUCAAAUAUUGUGCAAUAGACUACUUACAGGAGAAUGUAGUCAGAGAAAGAUUUUACAGAGAUGCUUUAUUGCUUCACAUUCCUUCAUGUUUAUAUGAAGAUAAAAAUGCUAUCAAUGAUGAUGAUGACUAUAGGAGGCCAUGGAUAAGGGCUAUAUCAGGUCCGGAAACGACAGAUAGCUCAGUCUUGGAUCUAUGGAAAUCAAGUUUCUGGAUAGAGGAUUUCCCUGAGACGAAGAAAAUUAUAAGAGUGAUGAUUAAUGGUAAAUUUGAGGAAAUUGUUCCAAGUUCAAAUCCAGACUCUCCAACUGAAAUAGAGGGAGAUGAUUUGUUUCCCCAUAUGGACUACAGUGACUUAUUUACCUCUACAAAAUAUUCAGCAGAAGAUCCACGCACUAACAUGGAGCAACAGGCAUCAGUUGUGGUGCGAUGCUGCCCUCAAGUGGCUUCAUCAAAAAUGGCAGUGAAUCCCCAGGAUGUGGGGUUCAGACUAAAGCUAUAUUUGUUAAAGGCUCCCCUUUUAGAUUUCAAAGAACAGAUGUCCAAAAAAGAUAAUUUCACGGAAGAGUUAUCUUUUCAAAAGGAUUUUGAAUCUUUUGAGAAAAGUCUUCAUAUGACUGAAGAAAACUUUUUUCAGGAAAAAAUACCAUCAGUUUUUCCUUAUGGGUCUGACUUCUUAGUAUCUACAAACCCUGAACAAGAAAUUACUAUUAUAUCAUCCUCAGAGUUGAAGGAGUCAUUAAAUCCAAUGCCAGAAGUAAUAAAUUAUAUAGUUGAAAAUGAAAAAGUUUUUAAAAGAGAUCUUACUACCAAGCAUGGAAUUGAUACUGAGGAUACAAAAUACAGCUCCACACUAAUUUUGACUGCUGAAAGCCAGAGUAAACCAGAAGACAGAGAGCCAGGAGAAUUAGAAAUGCCACUAACUCAUCUAAGCUUACCAAGGUCACAUUGUUCAGUGAAUUCAUUGUACACAGGACUUCAGACAUUUCCAUCUUCUGCUGUGUGUAAAAUUAGUUUGCUUUCUGCUGGACAAUCAGCUACUAAAUAUUGUAUGUUGUGGCGACUGGGAAGCUGUAGAAACUCUUGGGUCUCAUUUUCACUUACAGUGCCAUGGUUGCAAGAGCCCAGCAGUCAGUAUUCACUUACAGAUAUGAGGACUAUCUUUUCCAUCAAAAGAAACAGCACUGUGAUUAAUCCUAUAAAAGCAAAGUGGUGGAAACAAACAAGACUAAGCCCAAUAAUGUUAGAAGCAUUGGAGCAUCUGAAGGCGUAUUUGUGUCAUAAUGGUCUGUUUCCUAAUGAGACUAAACUAGAGAUAUUUUUGCCCACAAAAGUGAUUCAGUUAGCAUCAUGGCUAGAGAAUAAAAGUUGUUCCUUGCCUAUUACACCUGUUAAAGAGAACUUAACAAAUGGUAACCUAUCACCUCUGCAGAGGAAUCCAUCUUCAGCAAAAGAAGUACCAGAUUUGUGUUUGUCUGGUGAAUGUAUCUCUGUUAAAAAUCCAAAUGAAGAAGAAAAUCCAAAGAAUGAUCAAGAACUAGUGGAUGGAAUAAUGCAAAAUACAGAAAAUCACACUGAACUUGAUAACACAGUACCAUCUGUUGUAUCAUCUUCCUUUUCAAGUAUUGAAAAGGCAUAUUUUGAACGCAGUAAAAAACAAAAUGAUUUGGACCUUUUGAGUGAGUUUAUUAUGCUGAGAAAUAAAUAUAAGACUUGCACAUCAAAGACUGAACUCACAGACGAUAACCAAAACAAUGAAUUUCAAGAUAAAGAAAAAUGCUCUGUAACUCAUCAAGAAGAAAGUCCUAUUAUUUCUAAUAACAAAACUCCAGAGAAAAUAAAUCAAGAAAGGAGAACAGAUGACAUCAUUGAAAUUCAAGCAUCUGAUACCCAGUGCCAAGCAUACUGUCUCCUAGAAGCAGCAGCUACUCCUAUCUUAAAAAAACUUGUAUGCCUUUGUACUUACCCCACUGCUAAUUGGAGAUAUGCCACUGUUCUUUUUGACCAAACAAGGUUCUUCUUAAAGGAACAAGAAAAAAUGAUUAGUGAUGCUAUCCACCAAGGUAAAAAUGAUGACAGAGAAAUGACAUUUAAGUAUGCUGCUCUCUUACAUCUUCUGGUAACAAUUAGAGAUGUCCUUUUAACAUGCAGCUUGGAUACAGCAUUGGGGUAUUUAUCAAAUGCAAAAGAUGUCUACAAAAGCAUGUUAGGCUCAUAUUUGGAUAACAUUUGGAGACAGCUGAAAAUUUUACAGUUUAUUAAGGAGAAAAGGCAUGAAACAAACUACAAGAUACAAGAAUUGCAAUGUCAGAUACUAAGCUGGAUGCAAAGUCAACAGCAAAUUAAGGUACUAAUUAUAAUAAGAAUGGAGUCAGAUGGAGAAAAACAUUUGCUCAUUAAAAUCCUUAAGAAAAUCGAAGGUUUGACAUUAACUGUUUUUCAUUCAAAUGAAAGAAAAGAUUUUCUGGAACCUAAAGAUGUUUUAAAACACCUUUUAAAAGGUACAAGUUCCUGUGUGAUUGUACAUAAUCAGAAUAUUGGAGCAGAUUUCCCCUGGAGCAAUUUCUCAUUUGUGGUGGAAUACAAUUAUGUAGGACACUCUUGCUGGUCUAAGCACUGUGAACAGUUGAAUAUGCCUUUCCUAGCGUUUAAAGUAAUUGUUCCAGACAUGGUUUUUAAAUCAAACAUCUUGCCGGACAGAUUUGGUGGGUUUCUCUUGGAAAUUCAGGUUCCAUAUGUGUUUUUUGCAUCUGAAGGACUUCUUAAUACUCCAGAAAUACUUCAGCUGCUGGAAUCUAACUAUAACAUCACACUAAUAGAGAGAUGCUGCAGUGAAUCACUGAAACUCUUUGGAAGUACAGAGCAUUACGUAGUGGUGACAAUUGAUGAGCACACUGCUGUAAUUUUGCAGGACCUAGAAGAACUACAGCAAGACAAGGCGUCAGACAAUAUCAUUAUGAGACUGAUGGCACUGUCAUUCCAAUACAGCUAUUGCUGGAUAAUACUGUAUUCCAAGAAAACAUUAAAUUCAGAGUACCAUCUUACAGAAAAGAUACUCCAUCACCUUGCACUGAUUUAUUCAGCUUUGGUUUCUUCUGGCCUUAAAUCUGAAGAACUGGAUGUAAAGCUUAUAAUUGCCAAAGGAGUAGAAGAGACUGCAUUGAUAAUUCGACAAAUUGCUGACCACAAUUUAAUGACCUCAAAGAGGGAUCCUCAUGAAUGUUUGGAUAAAUCCUGGCUUGAAGUUUCACAAUCUAAGGAAGAAAUGUACUUACUUGACUUUCCAUGUGUUAACCCUCUGGUGGCUCAACUUAUGUUAAACAAAGGACCUUCACUGCACUGGCUGUUAUUAGCAACUCCUUGUGAACUUCAGGAACUCCUACCUGAAGUUCCAGAAAAAAUACUAAAGCAUUUUUAUAGCAUCACUUCCUUAUUCAAGAUUAGUUCUUCCUCCAUAACAAAGUCACCUCAAAUUUCAUCACUUCAGGAAAAUAAGAAUCAAAGUAGUCCCUUUAUUUCUCAGAGUUCAGCUUCUGGCUCUUCAGGCUCUAUCAUUACUCCAGAAUGUGAUGAAUAUUAUUCAUACAGAGACUUGGGAGAAACAAUGCAGGAAGACCCAAGUAUCACUUCAAAAUACAACUCUUCUCUUAUGGAACUAAGAGAGAUGCCAUGCAUGUUACCAUCUGUAACAUCUUACAGUCGUCAGACCAGCUAUUGGAAAGACUCGCAUUUCAGCCCUAACACAGUGCAAAAUAAGCCUUUUCUAAUUAAUACAGAAUCAAAGAAAGAGAUGUUGAACUCAUUUCUAAAACAGAAUGAUUCAGAUUCAGAUGUCUUUUCUUUGGGUCUACCACAAAUAAAUUAUGAAACUGAAAUGACACCAAUUGAUAUUCAAAGGAGAGUUACUUCUGAUUUUAUAAAUUAUCCUAAAGCAAAAGAAACUAGAGAUAAAGAUUUAUCCACCCCGAUCUUUUCACUAGAGGACUCCCAAUCCCCCCUUCAUUGGGACUUUAACACAAACAUUUGUAAAAAACAGAAUUAUUCAUUUAAUUCAAGUUACAGAGCAGAACAAACUACCUACAACAAAUGGUACUCUCAGAAGGAUAACUUACUCAGCUAUCAGCCGCAGUGUCUGCCAGAUGAGUUAGAAGACUCCAUAUACGAAAACUCAAAUGCUGGGAGUAAGAAGACUUUCUGGAGAGAAUUACCAUCUGCUCCAAGUUUGGAUUCGUCUUCUGCUUCUGAUUCUAAUGUCAAUAAAAAAGAAUUCAACAACCUUUAUUUCUACCAAAGAGCUGAUACGUAUUUAGGACAGAGAAGGCUCCCUGAGUCUUCAUCUACCUGGGGAGACUACAAAACAUCAACAGGUUUAAUGUAUUCAGGACUACCACAACCCAAAAAACGACGUCUAACAUAUGAAAAAGUCCCUGGGAGAGUGGAUGGACAAACUCGGCUGAGGUUUUAUUGAAGGUGGGAAAGGACAGUGUCACAUGCCAUAUUCCACUUCUUUAUGAUAAUCCAGUAACAAGAUUAU
Messenger RNA from Nannospalax galili (Upper Galilee mountains blind mole rat), 4717 nucleotides. It is a transcript of the gene Shoc1, whose product is annotated as shortage in chiasmata 1. Gene Ontology annotation, molecular function: single-stranded DNA binding; ATP hydrolysis activity. NCBI's taxonomy places the organism in Eukaryota, Metazoa, Chordata, Mammalia, Rodentia, Spalacidae. Gene Ontology annotation, biological process: resolution of meiotic recombination intermediates. The record is from RefSeq and is a predicted model, not a curated record. The transcript is spliced from 29 exons. The coding region runs from base 173 to 4651 and encodes 1492 amino acids. Gene Ontology annotation, cellular component: condensed nuclear chromosome.